CAUUUUCUUCAUUCGUCUUUGUGCAUCCGCCCGCUCUGGAUUCGCUCCGCGCUCGCAGUGUGUGAAAAGUGCAAUAUUUUAUCCGGAAGUUUGUGACUUUGUUCUUGUGACUGCUGCAUCUGUGCUAAGCUUAUAAUUUUGUGAACCAACAUGACUGACACCGAAAAGAAUGCACCAGAGGCUACCGCCGAAGUCACAGAGACGACGAAUGAUCAGAACGAUGGAACGGAGGGAGAUGUGCAAAAGGAUAACGAACAUCAACGCACCAUUAAUGUGGGUAAUUUGCCCAAGGAUGUAACGGAGCAGCAGCUGCGCGAUCACUUCACUGGGCACGAAGUGGAGCGCGUUGAGAUUCAUCACUACCUUCGCAACACUCUGGCGCUGCUAGUGUUCAAGGAGAAGGCGGCCGCUCAAAAGGCCUGCGAGGAGAAGGAUGGCUCGAUGUUGAACGGGCGUCGGCUUCGCAUGCACAUCGAGUAUAUUACCAUCCGGUACACGAAGAAGGACGUGAUUGUGGUUGUGGUCGACGAUGACAUGACCGAGGAAAAGCUGUACGACAGCGUCAAGGAGCACUGCGAGGUGACGCAGGUGUUCAUUUUCUACCCGCUCGGUUACGUGCAUUUGGGCAAGGAUGUGGAUAAGGUGGAAGUGUUGGAAAAGCUGAAUGCGGCCGGCCUGAAGGCGUACGACGUGAACGGUCGCGACCAGAACCAGCACGUGGACCUGUGGCGUGCCGCCAAGCUGUUCUUCCGCAAUCGCAACCGAGUGCAGCUGCUGAACAUACCCCAGAAGUGGGUAGAAAAUACGGACGAGCUGAAGAAGGCAUGUUCCGAGGCGGGCACCAUCACGGAAGCGAUUUCGAAUAACGUCAGCCAGGGAUCGUCCAACUAUUACGCUCGCAUUUUCUUCGAAACGGAGGAACAGGCUGCCAAGGCUGCCGAACUGCUGAAUGGCAAGGUGUUCGAGGGCAAGCGCAUCCAUGCCUUACAUCUGUCGUCCGCUUUGCUGCCCAACUACAAGACGUCCGUGUACGUGUCGCCAUUGGAGCGCACCGUCACGGAAGAGGAUGUGUACGAACAGUUCAAGCAGUACGGUGAGAUUGAUUUCGUCAAUCGUCGCAACUGUGGGGAGAGUGCUAUCGUGUGCUACAAGACGUCGGAGGCGGCAGAGAAGGCGCUUGCCUGUACCACCUUCCCGGCCCCGACCGAAGCCAACAAGGAGGCCACCAAAACCGUCGCCGUAAAGCGGUACGACGGACCGCUGGUGCUGCGUGCCGCAGGCGUGAAGCGCAAAGCAACUGCCCAGCGCACGACCACCGAUGGCAAAACACGUAAACCCCGCGCUCCCGACGGCCCGGAUCGCGACAAGUCGCACAAGGACAUUCUGCAGAAGCUACAAGCCUUCUACCCUGUGUACGUGUCCAACAUUCCCUUCGGCUGUCCCGGACGCGUCAUCCGUGAGUUCUUUUCCUCUCUCGGCGGUGAGGUGAAGUUUAUCUUCUCUCCUCAGCACUACUUGCCGUACCGGCUCAGCUCGCCGCAACCGGUCAAAACGGCUAUGGUGUACUACACGCGUCGUAACGAUAUGAUGAACGCAAUCAAGCAGCUCGACAAAAAGAUGCUAAACAACCAGCACCUGCACGUGCUUCCCGGUCGCGGAGAUACGAACUUCAACCAGCAGAAGACGGUAAAGCUGACGAAGAUCAAUGAAUCCCUUUCGGAGGAUGCCAUUUUCCGCAAGAUGCGCCCGCUAGGUAAAGUUGUACGUUUGACGAAAAAGAAUCGCUCACUGGCAUUUGUCGAGUUUGCCGACAGUGCCGAUGUUGAGAAGGUCUUGAAAAUGAAGCAGGAAGAGCUGCCGAUCAAUUGUACCUUUUCAAAGAUCACGAAAGACGUCAGCCGCCGGCUGUACAGCGAGUCUGAUCCUCGCAUUCUGGGUACGGUGGUGCGCUUGUUGCGACGUAACCCAAGGAUGCUAAACAAAACCACCGGGGCCGGUCCACUGAUGAGCGGCAACAAUGUCGUUGGCACUCCCGGUGGAUUCGGUGGUGGCAAGCGGCCUCGUAUGAAUGGUCCUCCUGGUUUCGGCAAUGUACCGCCCUUCAAUCCCAAUAAUGGUGGCAAUAAUCUUAAUAACAGCCAAGCCAUCCAGGACCUGCUGCGCCUGGCGUUCAUGUCUGGCAAGAACGUUGGCGAAAGCCUUGCCGCCGGCGGUGGCAAUGUUGGUGGCAAUCAGGGCCCCAACCGCGGCGGCGGCGGCGGCGGCGGUUCUUUCAAUAACGCCGAUCCACCAAUUUCUAACCAGGGCAGUGGCAACAAUGCCUUUGGUGGUGGUGAUGGCGGCUUCGGCACCGGUGGCGGCCGUAAUAUGAACAAUCGCAAUCAGAACAUGAACUUCCGCGGUGGUAACCGCAACAAUCAGAACAACAACGUCGGUGGCAAUCGAGGCCUCGGCAACAGCAACAACAAUGCUGGUAACAAUAAUUUCGGCAACCAGAACCAGAACAAUAGUGGUGGCCCGCGUGGCGGAAACGUCGGUGCGCUCGGUGGUGGUGGUGGUGUUGGUGGUGGUGGCAACAACAGCGGUGGUAAUAUGAUGAACAACCGCAACAACAUGAAUAACAUGGGCAACCGCAACAAUAGCAACAAUAUGAAUAUGAACAACAAGCGCACCGGAGGCAACAAUCUGCCACAGCAGAAUUCCGCCCUCCCGGUGGGCGGUGCCGUUGCCGGCGGGGUUGGCAAUCUGAACAAGGGCAGUGGUGGCAUGCGGGGCAACAAUCAGGGCAUGGGUGGUGGUGUCAGUGGUAUGGGAGGCAGCGGUGGGGGUGGCAUGGGAGGCGGGGGAGGUAUGAGUCGCUCGAACAACAUGGGCGGGGGAGGAGGUGGUGGUGGUGGAAUGGGAGGGGGCAACAACAACCGCAACACCCGCAACAGUAACUUUAACGAUAACAGUUCAUUUGGCGGUAGCGGUACCAGCGGUAGCAACAGCAACAACAACACGUUCGGUGGUAGUAGCAACAACUUUGCGAGCGACAACUUUGGCGGUGGUCGCAACAAUGAUAGCUAUUCGAACGACAACUUUGGCGGUGGACGCAAUGACAAUUACGCCAGCGACAAUAACUUUGGCGGCAAUAGUGGCGGCGGCGGCGGCGGCCGUAACAACUUUGGCAACCGCAAUAGCGACAACUUUGGUGGCGGCCGUAACGAUAACUUCGGCGGUGGCAGCUCCAAUUUUGGCGGCAAUGCAUUCGGUGGCAACAACAGCCGCUUCGGCAACGACAAUGAUGGCCCGUUCAGUGGCAACAGCAGCGGUAAUGUGAGCGGCGGAAACAAUAACUUUGGCUUGAAUAACCGCGGCGGUAACAAUUCGUCCAACAGCCGCUUCAGCGAUGACAAUAUCGGUGGCGGCGGCGGCGGCGGAUACGGAGGUGGUAACACCAACAACCGUGGCAACAAUUUCAAUGAUAACAGCAACAACUUUGGUGGCAACAACCGCGGCAGCGGCGGGGGCAACCAGAAGCCCCAGGGCCUGUUCAACCUCGGUGGGGGCGGCUCUGGCGGUGGCAACCUCGGCGGAGGUAGCAACAUGUCGUUUAACAAUUUUGGCGGCGGCAACUCGAACAACUCGGGUGGCAAUAACUUCCGCAAUAACGACAACAGCAAGGGCAGCUGGAUGGGGGGCAAUAACAGCAAUAACAGUGGUCUGGGUGGAGGACGAUCCAACAACAACCAGGACAGUAUUGGUCGUCUGGCGGGCAGCUUGUUUAGUCGUCGCUUCUAAACAAGCAGUUGGGUUUCCCUUUUUUCCCAUUACGAAAAAACCACACCAAACGAGUGUUGUUGAUGGUGUGUGAGUGUGUGAGAGUUUUUUAAAUCCGCGACCACACCAACACUUUUGCGAUUCUCUUCUGCAUCCUUGACAAAGUACGAUAGUUGCGACUUGAUUAGAGAGUCGUUCGCUAAUCUACAUGGGUAACGAUCACCACCCUUCAUCGGAAAUCCCUAACCAUCUCGCACACCACCCCACCUCACGUACGAUAGUAGUGUAGUAGCCAAACGUUCAGUGGGAAUGUUGCCCAGUAGAGAGUAUAGGGGUUAUGCUUAAGGUAUCGAUAGUUCUCGAUAUAUGAUUCAAACUGUAAAUUGCAAACGAAGAUGCAGACCAAAACUACUACUACUACUACACCGCGCCUUUUUCGUUCGUUCUUAUGCCUCCGCUUAGUUCAUAUUCUUUACUGCGAGAUGUGUAGCACGUAACUAUCAUGUUUUACCAGUUUUGUUUUUGUGAACACAAUUUAUUUAUUAUUAAUUCGACGGUUCGCAGCUUGCAACGCGUAGCGCACUCCCAGUACUCUUCCAAUAUAUUUUUCUGUUUCAGUAGGAAGAGCAGAGCCCUUGUCUUUUGUGCUGUCAGACACGCAACAUUUUAAUAACCAUACUCGAUUUAUAUGUAUAUCGCAAGGAGUGCAAAGAUACUUAGGAUUAGCUGAUAAAACGAUAAGGUGAACCCAGAUACAAAUAACUUAGGAUAACAUUAUUUUAUACACAACUACAUUCUUUAGAAAUGUAUUCAAAAAAACGAAAUGUUGAACGGAAAACUGAACCCCCCCCCCCUUGCUGCUGCUAACCACAGAAAUGCACGAAAAUACUGUUUAUUGUGAGACCUGUCCUGUGUUGGGGGUUUGGUUGAAGCAACUAGUGCGAGCACAAUAUCGUGUUAAUUUGAAGCAAUUCUUUGCGUUUUUUGUACUCAAUUUCGCUCCCAUAAGCGAUCACUGCAUUGCUCAAAAUGGCAGAACGCAAAGGAAUCAUUUUUGAUUGAUCGAUUUGAAGAAUAAAAAAUAGACAACAAUUAAAG
This is a messenger RNA of Anopheles stephensi (Asian malaria mosquito), 4860 nucleotides long. RefSeq lists its product as uncharacterized. Gene Ontology annotation, molecular function: mRNA binding. The transcript has 5 exons. The coding region runs from base 151 to 3783 and encodes 1210 amino acids. Lineage: Eukaryota; Metazoa; Arthropoda; Insecta; Diptera; Culicidae. The record is from RefSeq and is a predicted model, not a curated record. Gene Ontology annotation, cellular component: cytosol.